Didymosphaeria variabile is the source of this 4272-nucleotide messenger RNA. RefSeq lists its product as uncharacterized. Lineage: Eukaryota; Fungi; Ascomycota; Dothideomycetes; Pleosporales; Didymosphaeriaceae. The record is from RefSeq and is a predicted model, not a curated record. Gene Ontology annotation, biological process: protein transport. Bases 1 to 4272 code for a protein of 1423 amino acids. The transcript has 4 exons.
AUGGCAGGCCAAAGUAAUGGUCGGGCAAAAACGCCAAAGAAAGCCACACCGAAUGGCAAAGCGAAUGGCCAUAUGAACGGCCAUGCCGACAAGUCCCAGAAACUAUCUGCCAAACAGACAAACACCAGCAGGAAGCCGAGGACAACAUGGAUAGGCAGCUUGACAAACGUCAUGGGAAGAUUACUGUCGUGGUAUCUCAUCGUCACGCUUGCCUUCAGAUGCCCUUCGUCGUUGACCCAAUUAUCCGACUCGUCUCCACAAGUCUGCAAGCCGUAUCUUCACGCUCGGUCGUAUGCCGCACCGUACCUAGAUCCCUACUAUCAGACCUACGUCGCGCCGCAAGUCGAAAAAGUACAGCCCUAUGUGGACACGUUCGAUCAGCGCGUUUACACCCCCGUCUCAACAUUUACGAAGCACCAAUACGCUACCUACGGCGCCCAUCGUGUUGAGCAGGCGCAAAAGUACGCCGAGGCCGAGUGGGCUAGGACCGCGCGACCCCACAUCCAAGAGCUUCAGGAUAAGGCAUACGCUCAGUACGAACAGCACCUGGGCCCUCAUGUCAAGACCGCCUCGGAUGCCGCAAGCCCGUAUAUUGAGCAGACCAAGGAAAGCCUGGUGGAGAUCUAUCAUCUGAGCCUUCUCCCCGCGUAUGAGGCACUAUUACCAUACGCUCGUCAGGCGUAUGCUCAAGGCCAUCACGCCACAGUGCAUCUCAUCUUCCCUGUUGUUCAGUCGGGGCGGGAUGCAUCCUGGAAGUUUGUGUCUCGUACCCUCUGGCCAUACGUGCGAGUCCUUUACGGCGACAAUGUCGAGCCUCAAUUAGUGCGCAUCAGGGAAAGACUAGGAAGAUACAAGGACCAGCAGAAAAUCGAGUCAGUAGUUGAGGCUGUUGACUCUUCAUCGACUUCAUUGCUCAAGACUGACGCCAUCACCUCCACUGCUACUAUUGCUUCCUCCGUCUCUUCGGCUGUCAGCUCCGCCACCGAGUCUACGAAAUCUGGCUGGGGCGUUUUCGACGACUUCUUCGGUUCUGAGUCAAACUCAAAGCCGUCUGAACUCGAGACUAGGAAGUCUACUCAUUCCAAGCCGCCUCAACCCACCGGUGCAGAGCUGAGGGAAAAGCUCAACCAGGAUCUUCGGGACUGGCAGACCAAGUUUGCAACCGCUGCAGACAAGGGUGCAGAGGACUUGGACACACGCGUUGCUGAGAUCACCAAGCGACAGAUUGACAAUGGUGUCCAGGGACAUGGCGCCGCCAUGAUCGUUCAACUUGAAGAGACUGCGGAGUCAACCAUCUCUUCGUUGAAGAAGUUCAUCAAGCAAACUGUGAAAUCGCUACCCGAAGAUGCGACAGAGGAGCAGUUGGAAAAAGCCUACGAGCAAUGCGUUGCCAAAACACGAGAGCUUGGGCUGGCUGUCAAAAAUAAGUCACAAGCGGUUAGGAAGUGGAAAGUCGCAUUCGACCAGGAAACCGAUAACCUUGUCCGUGCCGCUGUUGGGAGCACCGUUGAAGUCCUCGAGAAGAUACACGGUUUGGGUCUCCAAGAGGUCGGCAUGCGCUGGGCUUGGCUUGAUGGUGUGGAAUAUAAAGACUGGCAAAACUACCACAAGCUGAGAGACACUCUCAACGAAUGGCAAGAGGAGGUCGAGGCCGUUGGCGCAAGACACGAAGGCUUGAAGGUUGCUCAUGAGGAAGCAGCGAAGCUCGAAGACAAGGCCAUGGCGAUAGCAUCGACCAUGGUCAACGAGCUCGUUCGUCUCAAGGAUGCAUCCAGAUGGAAGAUCUGGGCUGGAGACCAUUCCGAUGACUUCUCGGAAAAGAAGGUACCGGUUAGGGCCUACAACGCUGCCCAGCAAGUUCUCAGCGGCGCACAAGAAGCUUCUUCGCAAGCUUCUGAAGCAAUACUUGGUUCGGAGACUCCCGCCAGCGAGAGCAUUGCAUCUGCGGUCAAGGAAUCCGCCUCGAGCGCCUCAUCACAAGUUUCGGAGAAGAUCAUAGGCUCAGAAACUCCUGCCGCUGAGAGUGCUGCAUCGGCUGCCAAGUCUUCAGUAUCCAAUGCCGUCGUUGGCUCUGAAACUCCCGCUACUGAAAGUCUUGCGUCGGUCCUGAAGUCGGAAGUCUCCAAGGCAUCCUCCAAAGCUUCUGAAGCCGCCAGUGCUGGCCAAGAUGAGGCCAGCAGUGUAGCUUCGGACGCAGCAGAGAACAUCGAGAGAGCGACCAAGGCAGCCAAGAAAAAUGCUGAAGGAGCAGCUUCUGCAGCUUCAGAGGCACCGAAGAAGGUUUGGGGCGGAGCAAAUGCCCAAGUCCUUGCGGAAGCCAGGGAGGUUGUUUUUGACGACGUGAUUGACGAUGAUGAGGAUGAUACUUACUCUCAAAAGAUUCAGAGUUUGGUCGCAGACGCUGGAGACCGAGCAUCUGACCUCAGUCGAGCUGUGAGCCAGGCUCUCCUCCAACCUACAAAGACGCAAGGCACUGCCGAGUCCGUCACUUCGCUUGCCAGCGAACAGUAUGUGGCGGCUCUAGCUGCCGCUUCAAGUGUUCUGUAUGGCACACAACAAGGGGCAGUCGACAGCGCUACCAGCGUCGCAUCGGACAAGUUCGCAUCCGCUGUUACUGCGGCAUCUUACGCCAUAUACGGUACGCCCACGCCUACUGCAGUCGUCCAAACCGUUCGCACGCACGCUAGCUCCCGCUACAACGAGGCAGUGAGCAUUGCCAACGAGCAAUUCGAGAAUGCUAAAUCGCAGCUCUCCGUUCUGGUUUCUGGUACCACAAAGCCUGCUCACGAGACUAUGCUCGCAAUGAUCGAGAAGGCAUACUCGGACUCCGUCGCAGCUGCUAGUGAACGGCUGGGCGCUGCUCUGCAAUACACCGAGUCCGUGAAGAGCUACGCAGCUGGCCCUACCCAAGGCUACUUUGAGUCAGUAUCCUCUAUUGCCUCAUCUAGGCUGUCUGAAGGGUUAAGCCACGCCUCUGCCCAGUUCUCUUCCCAACCAACCGGAUCACCUGCACUCGACGGCGCGCGCCGACAGUACUACGAAGCGAUUGGACUGGCCCAUGAACGAUACUCUGCGUUCCUCGGUGCUGCUUCUAGCGCCGUCUAUGGACCGGAGCAGGGCACCUUCGAAUCACUCGCCUCAGUAGCUUCCGAUUCAGCAGCUUCGAUUGCCGAUUCCGCACAGUCGUACGCAUCAGGUGCAUCCGAUUCUGCACAGUCCGCCGCGGCCAACGCUCAAAAGGCAGCCGAGUCCCUGGCAUCGCAAGUCAGCUCUGGUGUCAUUGGAUCUGAGACUGCCUGGACCGAAUCUGUAGCCUCUCAAGCGAGCCAAAACUGGGAGGCUCUGAUUGCGAAGGCCAGCAACCAAGUGUACGGUGCGCCAACUCCUUGGGCAGAGUCAGCCUACUCGCAAGCUGGCGCCUACGCUGCACAAGCAACCGCCCAGGCCGUCGAACAGGCUGCCGCCGUUCAAGCUUUGAUUUCUGAACUCGUCAUUGGGAAAGAGCCUGAUUUCACAGAGAGCGUCAUGGCUCGAUUCUCUUCUGCAUACUUCACGGGCCUUCCGGCCGCUGUUUCCUCCGUCAACUCAUUCGCGUCCGAGAACUACGAAGCUGUCACCUCCUAUGCGGGCGAGAGCUACGAAGCGGCCUCUGAGUUUGCCGCAGACGCCUACGCUUCUGCCUCCUCGGUUGUUGAGUCUGUGUUCGUACCUCCGCCGGCUAUCGAGACCAUUCUCGGCAACGUCAACGACCAGCUCAAUGCCGCUGUGGAAAGUGCUUCCGUCGCCGUUUACGGCACGCAGAAGGGCACCGUCGAGCAAGCCAGCGAGUCCGUCGCCAGCGCUUACGCCUCUGUCCAGUCCAAGGCCAGCGAAGCCAUCUACGGUACCGCACAGGCAUCCCAGGACUUCGCGGCCGUGGCCUCGAGCGCUCAGGCAGCUAUCAGUGAGGCCAUCUUCGGCACGCCUACGGCUACGGGAUACGCAGCUUCUGCUUCCAACGGCGCGGCUGCCGCAGCGAGCGUGUACAGCUCCGUUGCUUCUGUCGCCAGUGAAAAGGCUGCCAAUGCCGCCGCCGCAGCUAGCGAAGCCAUCUACGGACCGGAGCAAGGCGCAGUGGAGAGCGCAAGCGCUCGUCUCGCUGCUGCCGUCGAGGCGGCCAACUCCCGUAUCAGCGAGCUCUACGCUGCAGCGGCGACCAACGCGGAGGCCGCGGCUAGCGGCGCGAGCAGUGUGGCGGCCGAGGCGACAAAGCGCGUCAAGGAUGAGUUGUAG